Triticum aestivum (bread wheat) is the source of this 536-nucleotide messenger RNA. RefSeq names its product ESX-1 secretion-associated protein EspB. The coding region runs from base 105 to 536 and encodes 143 amino acids. The record is from RefSeq and is a predicted model, not a curated record. The transcript is spliced from 4 exons. Lineage: Eukaryota; Viridiplantae; Streptophyta; Magnoliopsida; Poales; Poaceae.
GGGGAUCUGCACCGCCGAUCGUCAUCGACUCUACUUCCCGCUGCGCUACGAGUCGACGGAUCCGAGCUACCAACCCGAGGCCGAGCCCGCACCCACGCCCAAGCAUGUCCACUGCACAGGCCAUCCUAGCCCAGCGCAACUCAGCCUACAUGGAGUUCCAACGUCAGCAGCUCUACGAAUGGAACCAGAGAGUUGCAGCAGUCACGGAGCACAACAGUCGCAUGACGCAGCUUAUGUUUGCGUCUAUGGCAACCGGGCAGAUUCCUACAAUGGAACCACCACCACCACCUCCUGGACCACAACCAGUGGUGCCUACGUUUGAACAAUUUCUGGCAGACCACUACAAUGUCACUCCGGGAACCGGUGCAUCAUCCACCGGUGGUGGUGCUACUGAUGGUUCCAAUCCAGAGUCACGGAGCCCAGUCACUCCGGUCUGGCUUGGCGGCGGCGGUGGCGGUGGCGCUAGCGCUAGCGGUAGCGGUGACGACCUCGGCUUUGGCGGCCUCGGCUUUGGCAGUGGAAGUGAUGCCGCUUAA